Messenger RNA from Cimex lectularius (bed bug), 2104 nucleotides. RefSeq names its product ATP synthase subunit beta, mitochondrial (gene ATPsynbeta). Gene Ontology annotation, molecular function: proton-transporting ATP synthase activity, rotational mechanism; ATP hydrolysis activity; ATP binding. The transcript has 7 exons. The record is from RefSeq and is a predicted model, not a curated record. The coding region runs from base 230 to 1795 and encodes 521 amino acids. Gene Ontology annotation, biological process: proton transmembrane transport; proton motive force-driven mitochondrial ATP synthesis. Lineage: Eukaryota; Metazoa; Arthropoda; Insecta; Hemiptera; Cimicidae.
UUCAAAACAGGUGGAUUACAAAAAUAUGACAAAAUGCAUAUUUUGAAAAUAAUUAUUAUAUUAUAAUAAAUAGUAUUAGUUGUUAGUCGUUAGCUAAUUAAAAUAGGUAAGGGUCAGUCGGUUUCCGUUUUGACUUCUGAGCCAGGGUUCCAGGCUCGAGGUGAGAACUGCGCAGGUCCGGUCAAGGGGCGGUCACGUGAUUUUUCUUUCAGCACCACUCUCGGCCACCAUGUUGAACGCGGUAGCAAGGGCCGCCUCCGGCGUCUUAAAAUUCGGAAAAUCCGCCGUCACUCCUUCAAUUUUGAAGAAUGAAGUUUUCAGGACGGCCGGAGCACUGUCCGCAACGUCCUAUGCAACUGCACCUUCAGCAAAAGGCAAAGCAUCUCAAGGAAAGGUCGUAGCUGUAAUUGGUGCCGUUGUCGACGUCCACUUUGAUGACAACUUACCACCAAUCCUCAAUGCUCUUGAGGUUCAAGACAGAGCGCCGAGGCUCGUUCUCGAGGUUGCCCAACACUUGGGAGAAAACACCGUCAGGACCAUUGCUAUGGAUGGUACCGAGGGUCUUGUAAGAGGUCAGGCUGUCAAUGACACCGGAUUCCCCAUUAGGAUACCUGUUGGAGUUGAGACGCUAGGAAGAAUUAUCAACGUCAUUGGUGAACCAAUUGACGAAAGGGGUCCCAUCAACACCGAUAAAUUUGCUUCUAUUCACGCUGAUGCUCCUGAAUUUGUAGACAUGUCUGUCGAGCAAGAAAUUCUGGUCACUGGUAUUAAAGUUGUAGAUUUACUUGCUCCAUAUGCCAAAGGAGGAAAAAUCGGCCUUUUUGGCGGAGCUGGUGUAGGAAAAACUGUACUUAUUAUGGAACUGAUUAACAAUGUAGCUAAAGCACAUGGUGGUUACUCUGUGUUUGCUGGUGUCGGUGAGAGGACUAGGGAAGGCAAUGAUUUGUACCAUGAAAUGAUAGAGUCCGGUGUAAUUUCUCUGAAAGACAAGUCAUCCAAAGUAGCGCUUGUAUAUGGUCAAAUGAACGAACCUCCAGGCGCUAGGGCUCGUGUUGCUUUGACUGGAUUGACCGUUGCUGAAUAUUUCAGAGAUCAAGAAGGGCAGGAUGUACUACUUUUCAUUGACAACAUUUUCAGGUUCACCCAGGCCGGUUCUGAGGUGUCUGCCCUUUUAGGUCGUAUCCCCUCUGCUGUAGGUUACCAACCGACCUUGGCCACUGACAUGGGUACUAUGCAGGAACGAAUUACGACUACCAAGAAGGGAUCCAUUACAUCCGUACAGGCCAUUUAUGUACCGGCUGAUGACUUGACAGAUCCUGCCCCCGCCACCACCUUCGCUCACUUGGACGCCACCACGGUAUUGUCCCGUGCUAUUGCUGAACUCGGUAUCUAUCCUGCUGUCGACCCUCUUGACUCGACCUCUAGGAUCAUGGACCCCAAUAUCAUCGGAGCCGAGCACUAUAACACAGCUCGUGGUGUACAGAAAAUCCUCCAGGACUACAAGUCCCUACAGGAUAUCAUCGCUAUCCUCGGUAUGGAUGAAUUGUCUGAAGAAGACAAGCUGACCGUCGCAAGAGCCAGAAAGAUCCAGAGGUUCUUGUCUCAACCUUUCCAAGUAGCAGAAGUAUUCACAGGACAUGCAGGAAAACUUGUACCACUUCAGGAAACUAUCAAGGGAUUCCAGCAAAUCCUCAAGGGAGAAUAUGAUCACCUUCCUGAGGUUGCUUUCUAUAUGGUCGGCCCUAUCGAGGAAGUUGUUCAAAAGGCUGAAACCCUCGCCAAAUCCACCUCGUAAAAUCUUAACCAUCUCAAAUUGGGUUUUACUACAGUUUUAGAGUUUUUCACGAGAGUAGUAGCACGCCUUCGUGACAUUCAGCUCUGGUCAAAAGUUUACUCCAUAUAAUUAAUAUAUUGUAUUACAAAAUGGGAUACAAGAAAAUACUCUCUGCCUACUGUAAUUUAAAAUAGACAUUUCCAUAUGUACAUUACAUGAAUUAUGUUCUUUCCCUCCCAAAAUUUCUUUUAUUUGUUAGUUAUAUGUGUAAUUUUCAUAAAAUAACAAAUAGUGGUGAUGAGUAAUAAAUUGUUAUGUUGAAACACCACA